UUCUGAGAUGUUUAAAAAGCGGAGAAAUGCACUCACGCUUUCAUUCCGUGCUUGACAAGCACAAGGAGAAGACACUUCUACAAGCUUAAAUCGCCAGAGCCUACUACUUUCAGUGCAGAAUGCAGACACUCUGUGUAUUCUUGAUCCUGGCCAUUUGCGGCUCAGCACUGGGUAGCUUCCUGCAGAAGCAGCAGACAGAUUUUGGACUGCGGGUAUUCUCAGAAGCUUCCCGUUCCCAACCAGGCAAAAACCUUGCCAUGUCACCUUAUGGCAUCUCCUCAGUGAUGGGUAUGGUCCAGCUGGGAGCUUACGGCAGCACACUGAAGACACUCCAAGCCCACAUGGGCUACUCUCUGCAAGAACGUGGAAUGCCGCGACAGCAGAGGAUUCUCCAGAGGGACCUGGACAGUGAACACGGAGUGGAGGUGGCUAGUGGAGUAAUGGUGGACAGAAAGGUGAUCCUGGAAAAACACUUCAGACGGAGCCUUUCUAAAGCAUUUCAGAGCGUCCCUCACCAGGUGGACUUUAGCCAGCCAGAGAUUACCCAGCAGGUCAUCAACUCCUGGGUGUCGGACAGAACUGGAGCCAUGAUCCCAAACUUCCUGCAGUCUGGAGUGCUGAGCAAGCAGACGCGUUUGGUGCUGUUAAAUGCUCUGCACUUUCAUGGGCUCUGGAAGACACCCUUCGACCCCAAGCUGACCAUGGAGAUGCUCUUCUAUGGUGCUAACGGCAGCGUAGUGCCAGUGCCAAUGAUGAGAACAACCCAGAAAUUCAACUAUGGAGAGUUUGUUACAGAGGAAGGUGUUGAUUACGAUGUAAUUGAGGUGCCGUAUGAAGGGGACUCACUAAGUAUGCUCCUGGUAUCAUCAUUUGACAGAGACGUGCCAGUGUCCAAUCUGAUCAAAGAGCUUAGUAGCAGCAAAGUCCAGGAGUGGACAAAGCAACUAAAGAAGGUUAACCGUCAACUGGUGCUUCCCAGGUUUUCCAUUGAUUCAGAGGUAGAUCUGAAGUCCACACUGAGCACACUGGGUCUCGGAGACAUCUUUAAUCAGGCCAAAGCUGAUUUCUCCCGCAUCACUACUGAAGAACCAUUAUGCGUAUCUGAUAUUCUACAAAGAGUUAAGAUCGAAGUGAAUGAAGAGGGAACCCAAGGCUCCUCUGCCACAGCUGCUAUCAUCUACUCUCGUAUGGCUGUAGAGGAGCACAUUCUGGACCGUCCAUUCCUCUUCCUCAUCCAACACAAGCCAACAGAUUCGGUGCUAUUCAUGGGUCAAAUCAACCAGCCUCAGAGUCACUAGCAAACCAGUUCUUUGUCUGAAUUCAGACAAGAAGCACAAAGACUAAGAACUUUAUCAAUGCACUGAUAAUGUCCACUGUCAGACAAUUUACUACUGAAAUAUGCAGGUUUGGGGACAAGAUAGAGAAGAGAGAACCAGAAAGUAUACUUUGGAAUCUAAACCUCAAACAUAUCAAUAUGCAGAAGCUUGCCUACAUUUAAGAUAUCUGUUCAGGUGGAACGUCUUAUGUCAUAUGAAAUGGAUUGAUUACUGGAAAUCAUAUAUCAAUAAGGAAUGUAAAAACCAGUGUGUGUGCUGAAGAAACCAUAAAUGAUUUUAAAAGACUGAUUAAGAUGAAGGAAUACAUCACUGUAGGUCAAAAGCCUGCAAAUGUCACUGUAAUUUGGGAUUAAGGAUACAUUUUAAUGCAAGCAGAUUUAAAAUGCUUUUAAAAAGCCAUAAUCCCUGCAGUUCAUUCUAAAAGAACUUGAAGCUUAAAUGAAAAUAAUUUCUGAACCAUU
This is a messenger RNA of Pygocentrus nattereri (red-bellied piranha), 1798 nucleotides long. RefSeq names its product serpin peptidase inhibitor, clade E (nexin, plasminogen activator inhibitor type 1), member 1 (gene serpine1). Gene Ontology annotation, biological process: negative regulation of plasminogen activation; negative regulation of vascular wound healing; negative regulation of endopeptidase activity. Lineage: Eukaryota; Metazoa; Chordata; Actinopteri; Characiformes; Serrasalmidae. Gene Ontology annotation, molecular function: serine-type endopeptidase inhibitor activity. The coding region runs from base 120 to 1298 and encodes 392 amino acids. The record is from RefSeq and is a predicted model, not a curated record. The transcript is spliced from 9 exons.